Molecule: messenger RNA, 2878 nt
Organism: Cloeon dipterum
Lineage: Eukaryota; Metazoa; Arthropoda; Insecta; Ephemeroptera; Baetidae
Gene: Rnp4F
Product: RNA-binding protein 4F
Exons: 13
Coding region: 32-2725 (897 amino acids)
Biological process (GO): RNA processing
Molecular function (GO): protein binding; RNA binding
Source: RefSeq, a predicted model, not a curated record
ACUUUGCGGCAAGUUUGGCAACAGCAAAACAAUGUCAGACAGCGACGGAGACAUGGAGCAAGAAAAUCUUAAAAAUGCGGGGCAAACCGACGACGAGGACGAAAUGGAGCAGGAUCCAGAUGACUCGGAUUCUAGUGGUGAUGAGGAGGAAGCGAAACAAGAAAGAAUGGUUGCCGAGUUACAGAAAAAUAUUUCUAAGAACCCCUACAGCUAUGAUCUUCACAUUCAAGUAAUAGACUUGCUCCACAAGAUGGGUGAGCUCGACAAACUCCGAGCAGCUCGCGAGCAAAUGAGCAAAUAUUUUCCGUUGACAGAGGAGAUCUGGCUCUCAUGGCUAAGGGAUGAAAUCAAAUUUAUGGCCAGCGAAGCUGACAGGGAGAAGGUGACCGAUCUCUUUGAGAGGGCUGUCAAGGAUUAUCUGUCUGUGGAGAUAUGGCUUGAGUGGGUGCAGUUUAACAUAGGAGUAAUGGGAAGUGAAGGAGGUAUAGAGCGGAUUCGAGCGCUCUUCGAACGAUCCAUCACAGCAGUCGGAUUGCAUGUUGCAAAGGGUGCUGUCGUUUGGGACGCAUUCAGGGAGUUUGAGAACGUCAUACUGACCACCUUUGAACCACAACCAGGCAGUGUACCUUCCACUGAACAAAUUGAGCGCCAGCGGGCCCAGAGAGAGCGAAUUCAGAAUCUUUUUAAGAGACAACUGUCAGUGCCCUUGCUUGACAUGGAGGCUACCAGAGAGGAGUUGAGAGACUGGGCCAUAGCUGAUGAAGAGGCCACAGCACUUUAUGGCUAUGAAAGGGCAUUAAGCAAGCUAAAGGAAAUUCAUCCCUUUGAAGAAAAUCUGUUGAAGAAAGUUGGCGAAGAUUUGUUAGCGGAAUAUAGAGAAUACAUCAAGUUUGAAAAGAAAGACCCAGCAAGAGUGCAAAUACUGUAUGAAAGGGCAGUCACCCAGUUUGCCCUGAAUUCUGAUUUGUGGUUGGAAUAUAUUAAGUAUGUGGAGGCAACACUUCAGAUCAAAGAAAUCAGUCUCCCAUUGAUUGAAAGAGCACUGAGAAAUGUGCCUUGGGAUGGCCGCUUGUGGGUUGCUGCCAUCAGGUCAGGGGAACGACACGGCACGGAACAUAUCGAGAUGAAAACAAUGCUGGAGAAUGCUCUGGUCAGCGGCUUAAGCUCAGCUUCAGACUACAGGUCUGUCUGGGAGGCCUACCUGGAUUAUUUGCGAAGAAGGGUUCCAUGGGAUGACCGAGAGCAGAAGGAAACAAUAAAGACUAGGGUCGAGGAAAUGCGAGAUUGCAGCAGUCGCGCUUGUGAACAUCUGGCAGAGAUGUUUGGUUUAGAGGGAGAUCCUCAGUGCACCAUUCUGAGGGCGUGGGCCCGUUGUGAGGCUGCGAGGUGUGGAAACCUUGAGAAAUCCAGGAGCAUUUGGUCAGACAUCAUGACCUUUGAACAAAUGAACCACUCCGCUGCUGUUUGGCUUGAGUACAUCCACAUUGAGAGGGCGUGUGGAGAUGAAAAACACUUGAGGAAACUAUUUGGUAGAGCACUGAAUUCCGCACGAGAUUGGCCAGAAGGAAUAGGCGAAGCUUGGCUUAGCUAUGAAAGGGAGCAGGGAUGUCUUGAGUCGUUUGAAUUUUGUUCUGAGAAGAUAGAUGAAAGGAUGGAAAGACUUAAAGUUCAAAGGGAAAAAGAGCAGGAAAAACUUCAGACACAUGCAGUGAAGGACAACAAGAUGAAAAGAAAAAGAGAAAGAGAUCAGCCAGCAAAAGUUAAGCCUGAAUUCAAGAAGCCAGAACCUAAAACAGCAGAGCCGGAAUUCAGGAAGCCAUCCCCAGUCAAGGAUAAGGUUCCUAAGCCAGGAAAGGCUAAGGUGGCUCCUCCUCCUGGAUACAAACCUGAUGGCAGAGAUAGUCCUGAGGGCAAAAAAGCCAAGACUUUUGACGUGGACACCAUCAUGGACAAACACAUUGAGCAUGAUUCUAGCAAAGAUGACCGUACGGUCUUCGUCAGCAAUCUUAGCUUUGAUGUAAGUGAAGAUGACAUUAGAGAUCUCUUUGGAGAGAGUGUCACAGAAGUUCGGCUGGUCCGGGAUUUCAAGGGCCGCUCAAGAGGCUUUGGAUAUGUGGAGUUGAAGUCCAUUGAUGACGCAAAUGAAUCGUUGAAAAAGGACAGAACUCCGGUUGCAAAUAGACCCAUGUUUGUCUCCAAGUGCGACCCUGACAAGAAUACAAGAACCAAACAAUUCCACUACAGCCAGGGAAUGGAGAAAAACAAGCUGUUUGUCAAAGGCCUGCCCUUUUCCUACACCAAGGAACAGCUGGAAAAGAUGUUUGGAGAAUAUGGAGUUCUCAAAGAUGUUAGACUUGUUACCUACAGGAAUGGUCAUUCAAAGGGUCUGGCCUACGUAGAUUUUGAAGAUGAAGCAAGCGCAGCCCAUGCUCUUGUGAAGACUGACGGUCUAGUUUUGGAAGACAAAACUAUCAGCGUUGCCAUCAGCAGGCCUCCUGAGAGGAAGCAGACAUCUCUGAUGGCGGACGUGCCAAGCUUGGGUGGUCGGCCAAGAGACGCACCUCGACCUGCUGGCGGAGGAGGCUUGAUGAUGCCCAGAGCGCUGCGCCUGACUUUGCCAACUACUCCAAGCAGCAGUGCAUCGCCAGCGCCGACAAAUGGGGCUGCGUCCACAGAGAAAAAGACUAAUGAUCACUUCCGCUCCAUGUUAAACAAGGAUAAGUGAUCAGGCGUCAAAAAGUUGUCUAUUAUUUAGGUGUUCGGAGUGAAACACCUUUGGUUCUCACAAAAAAAAGUUUUAUUCCAAAAGUGAAGCAUUUUUGGACCUUCUGUGUCUAUUUAUGAAUAUGCACAUCAAUAAUACUACUGAGUAAGAAAA